Biomphalaria glabrata is the source of this 4646-nucleotide messenger RNA. RefSeq names its product amyloid-beta precursor protein-like. The coding region runs from base 796 to 1803 and encodes 335 amino acids. The record is from RefSeq and is a predicted model, not a curated record. Gene Ontology annotation, molecular function: serine-type endopeptidase inhibitor activity. Lineage: Eukaryota; Metazoa; Mollusca; Gastropoda; Planorbidae. The transcript has 7 exons.
AGUGUCAAAGUGAAUUUCUAGCAUGUAGAUUGUUGUUCUUCGUUGAAGAAGAGGAAUACAGUGCUUGAGAGCUAUGUCGUCUGCUACUCAAACUGCUUACUGAACGCCAUCACUUCCUCUAAUAAAACAAACCAAAAUAAUUUUGCGGAUUUUGUUGACUGUCCAGACUUGGCGAGCAUCACUUCCGGUGCACCGAAGAAAUAAAAGGGAGAAAAGAAAAAGAAGAAAAAAAAGUGAGGGCGGAGGUUUGAUGAAGAACAAAAGUCAUCAGUGCAGAGAUUCCUUUCACGUUGUCAAACAGUGGCGGAUACAAGUGAAGGAAUAGCCUCUGAUUCACGGCGUGGGAGGAAAGGGGAAAAAAAAACUAGUCCCUGAGAGUGGGGGAGUUAAGAAGGUUUUGUUUUUUUUAGCCCUUGUUUUGGUGUUAGUGCCGAGUUGAAUCAGAGGUGAAACGCCGAAAAAGAUCAAACACUGGCGUCCAUACAAUUGCGUAGAGAUAACUGGCAGGUAUAAAAGAUAGAGUGAAAGCCUAGAAAACAAACGAGAUUCUUUUGCAGUGCUACAUAUAGAUCCAGAACCAAGACUAUAAAGAUCAGUCAUCUCUCCAAGACUGAAGAUGUGACAUCUUUAAGUGCUAGAUGUCAUGAUGUGACCGCCUAGCGAUUGAACUUCAAAACAAGGACAGAAACACAAAAACAUGAUGUGUUGAUCCCCCCCAAGCAAAGUUAGCCAUCUGUUCCAUUCUCAAAAGCAUUUGUGAGUCAAUAUUCAGAUGUUUUGAGGCCCCGAGCAAGAAUGCUGUUUUCAAUGUCUGCUUGCUGCCUGGUUGGCCUUGUUCUUUUCCCUUUGAUGAAACAGAUAGAAUCAGCGGAUUUUAUAUUCGGAGGAGAAGCCAAAAGAGUAUGUGAGGCCUACAAAAGAAUAUGUCCAGCCAAGAAAAUCUGCGCCCUACAGUCGAUAGACUGGCCAGCACCAAUGAAAUUCCCUGUAUGCGUUCAUGAGAAACAUCUUGUUGUUAAAUCAAGAAUCUGUCGUCAAGCACCAGCACACGGGAAAUGUGGCGCCAAAUUUAUGAGAUGGUACUUCAAUGUCCACAUGGGCACCUGUAGCUGGUUUACCUACAGUGGUUGUGGUGGAAAUCAAAAUAAUUUUAGAACCUCUGAAGAAUGUGAGGCCAGAUGUAUGGGCGUUGACAAUACGAUCUCUGCUGAGGAAAUUAAUUCUUGGAAGGAAGAUUCAAACCAAGAAGUAGACUCCAUUGAGAACGCUAUCGUACGAGAGCCCAAAUUUCACCUAGCACCGGAAGAAAUCGAACUAGAUACCUCUAAAAUGAGGGCACCGCUUGAGGUUGGGGAAGCUCCAAAGAAACACAAGCAGACAAAGUCAAAGCCCAACAAAAAAGACCAGCAUACAAAGGUCAAGGCUAAGAAAAAGAAGCACCCGAAAAAACAAAAGAAAGUCAAGAAAAUUAAAAACCAAGGGCCGCAAUCACAUCUUGCUUCCCCAGUUAUUAACAAGCAUGAAUUGACAGGGGAGAAAGCUCCUGAAGUAUUCCACGAGCUGAGAGCACCUAUGGUCAGCUAUCAAAGACCAAGCGGUCAGAAAAUUUCGCCGGUCUGGCAGAUGGAUGCCCGAUUUGCCAGAGGAAAGAAGAACAACAAAACCAGAAAUUCGGGAAAAAACCAUCCCAGCCGACCCCAGCACAUAAUCUCAAACUCUGGAGUCAAACAAGAUUCGUACUACGAUAAGGUGCACAUGUUUGAAAUACUAAAUAAAGAAAGUCUGACUGAUGGUCAACAGUAAAACUAAGUAACUGUCACUAAAGGUCUCGAUAUAAAUCUAGAUACUUUCAAACAUGGAGUCGUAACCAAUAGUUGCUUAAAAAUACAAAAGGGAAGCGAUUCAUGAAAUACAUUUGUUUACACAGCGUCAGCUCCCCUUUCAAUCAUUCAAUAAGUUAUUUUUUUCUUGUACGCCUACCUAAUUAAUUUAACAUUGUCAGAUUUAUUUUCAUAAGUAAAAAAAAUACGGCAGAUAUUUCGUUACCCUAAGUAACUAACACAUUUUUAAAUUACCUUCGCAAAUAUUCUUGAUUUAAAGUUAAUAAGUUAUUUAACGUUUUGUUAUGUUUAAAAAAGUUAUAAACAUAUUUUCUCAACCAAACUAAAUUGUUAACAAUGCAGAUCCCUUCUCCCCAUUACCCAAAUUGGUGAUGCCCAAACCACAGUACACGGGUCAUAUCUAGCCCCUCAAAACAUCUGCACAAAGGGCUUAACAAAGAUGUAGAUAUUAAGUACAAUUGAAAUUUUUUGUUUGUCUGUAUGUAGCCACCCAUGACAUUUUAACAGCCCGCAAGUUAAAAAAGUGAGGGUACAUUUGUUGCGUACACUCCUUACUUUGAACAGCACAUUGUGCAUGAUUUAAAGAAUCCUCAUCAGAUUUGACAUGGGUUGGGGGGAGACUUCAGGUGUGCACUAGAUGGUGUUGUGCUUAAUUCACACUUCCUGUUCUCCAAGGACAUCGCAGACCCUUUAUCCAAUGUGACCCCAGCACUCACCAAGUCAAUAUGAGAACCUUUCCUUUAGACGAUGUGUAGACAUACAACACAGAGCAUAGUUUGUACAUAAUGUAGUUUUUUUUUACUUCCUCUUCCAGUUUAUGUUUUUUCCCCAUAAUUUAUGUUGUUUUCCAUAUUUUUAUUGUUUUUAUUUCACUUUAACUUUUCCAAAUUCAUUUUCUCAUUAUAGACUUUAUAUCACUAUUGUAAUAUAGAAAUUCUCUUAUCUCUUCACUUUGGGUAUUGGACUUUUGAUGUUUGAACAUGGCAUGAAAUGUUUUUAUCAUUUUGAAUGCCAAAGAAAAAAGAUGUGUUGGAUGUUUUAUUUGUUUUUAACAAGAUCAUGUACAGAGAAUGAAGUCUAGGUUUCAUAAUGUGUUAAAAUAGGACUUUCAGCUAUUCUCUUUUUUUUCUGAAAACUCUUUAAAUAAAUGACAUUCAGCUGUUCUCUUUUUUUAUAAGAAUUCUUAAAUAAAUUGGCCUACUAAGACAUUGUGUGCCAUGUUUUUGUCAACUGCUAUUUCCAAUUGUCAUCUGAGGUUGCAAGAAAGAAUUUAAUCUAGCAACUACAAGAUUCAAUGAAAGACAUUUCUUAAAAUACACAUUAAGUUCAAUGGUGCAAUUAUAUUAACCACUAUUGAUGAUGAGGGUAUACCAUACAUAUAGUGCUCUAUUUAGCAUUUGAAAAUUAAAUGUCUUCAGCUCUUUUCCUUGCAGUACAAAGUAAUGGUUAUUUUUUAGUUAACAACAUUGACAUUUUAAUAAGGCCUUCUUCACAUUAAGAAUUGUAAAACUUGUGUGAAUCUCCAAUACUUCCAUGAGAUCUUAUUUGCAUGUGUGGAUUACUUGUUCAUUUUAUUUGCCAGCUAUUCAUUUUAAUGAUAUUAUUUUCUUUAUUUCUUCACUUUUAAUAAAGUUCGAUGUGGUUAAAAACUUAUUGACAAGAAUAAAUUAUUAUAACAAGCAUAGUCCAUUUUUGAAAAAAAAAAUAGUCUACAUUUUUUGUUUUUCAUACUAACUUCCAUAAACUUUUUAAAAAAAAGUAAACAAAUAACAAGCAGACUAUUUGUUCUAAUAAUUCAACUAUGUUCAAUACUUUCUAUUAUUAUUUUAGACAAGAUAAAAUCAUGGGGGGAAUAGUAGUACUUCAAUGAAAAGCUUCUAUAUCACUAAUAAAUUGUCUUGUAAUUAAAUAUUAACAAAUCAAAAUAAUCUCAAUACCUACUACUGAAGUCUAAGUAAUUGUAACUAUGAAAAUGAUAAUAUCAUAAAUGCUUGUAGCUGCCUGUAUUUUGUCUUAUUUGGGCUGUCAUAAUUGUAUUCCACAAAUGAAUUUCACUCAAUAACUUUGUUCUUGGACAGUAAAUGAGAUCAGGUUUUCCCACAUCAUAUAAACAUUUUUCUAAGGAAACAUUACUCUUUUGUAUCUAAGAUUAAGACUAAGACUGCUUUAUUGCUCAUUACGGCACUUUUUUGUUUUCUUAAAGUAGGGCAAGUUAUGAAUAAAUUUGCACAAAUGCUACCAAAGCAUACUAUGAUCAAAUGCUAUAGCAGAGUUAUUACUUAAAGAAGUGAUAUUUUAGAUGUUUUUGUCUCUAUUAUUUCAGAAUCUAUUGUAGUAAGUAAUGCUUAUUGAGUAGCAUUGAAGGAACUAUGUUUUGUACACUUUUAUUAAAUACAUCUCAAAUCUCUUCUUAAAAGGAAACUGCCUUGAAGCAAAUAGUUACUGAAUAUAAGGAUGAUUAUUAUUUUUAUAACUUUUUCUAAAUCUUGUCUUAUUAGACAAGCUUGUUUCUACAUAUCCAAAUAUUGAAUGUUUGCCUGCCAUGUGCAUUGUUGAUGUUGUUUAUAUGAAACAUAAGUGUCAAAUAUAUGGUCUUGAUUAAAAGUAUGUGUUUAUAUUGUUUGUUAUCAUCAGUAAGUUAUAAAAGCUGUUUGUUGUUUUUCUAAAGUAAUUCUAUCAAAAAUUAAAAAUGUUUUUUAAUCAAUCAAUGAUUAAUUAUGCAUUACAAAUGUGGCAUUGUCAUACCAUUCUGUUUUGGUGUGUAUUAUCUGUCAUUAAUAAACAAUUAUAACCUCUACAAAUUUA